This is a messenger RNA of Mollisia scopiformis, 2147 nucleotides long. RefSeq names its product HET-domain-containing protein. Bases 31 to 1992 code for a protein of 653 amino acids. The transcript is spliced from 2 exons. The record is from RefSeq and is a predicted model, not a curated record. Lineage: Eukaryota; Fungi; Ascomycota; Leotiomycetes; Helotiales; Mollisiaceae.
AAACAACCCUCAACGAGUUUCUGCAACGCGAUGGCAGAUACCAAACUCCAUUCUUUGUGUUCUGUGUGUGCAAAGCUCGCGUUUAGGCUUGGAGCUUUUAUUAAGGACAACCGACGUCCAAGAAAUUUUCACAGAAGUCUUCGGCACCUUGAAAACUCCGCGAAGUCUGGAUGCCAUCUUUGCAUGUUGAUCUUUACCAGCCUCGCUUCUGAAAAUGGAGUAGGCGACUACUGGAGAGUAGAGCCUGAUGGUCCCGUCAAAUGCGUGUUUCGAAACAAUGGAGAGCCUCAUCUCCUUGUAACAUGGAAUCUCGUGAUAAGAAGAUUUAAGCUUUCCUCUCUCCCUGCACCUAGGGUCUUGAGACAGCCAUCUAUUCCCGCUGCAAUCCAGGAUUCAUCCUUAUUGCGAGACGGUGCAAUUGAAAAAUCUCCGAAAUCGCCCAUUCUGUUCUCACAGAUUUCAAAAUGGUUAAACUCUUGCCUUGAAUCUCAUCAAAAUUGCUCUUCAGAUUUUCCAAGCAUAUUACCUACCAGAGUAAUAGAUGUGGGAGCUUCUGAAGGACUGCGCGAUUCCCAUAUCUUCAUCACUAAUGGUCAGUCCGGAAAGUAUGCUGCGCUGAGCUAUCGAUGGGGGACGUCACCUACAAUCACCACAACCUCUGAAACCCUUGCCUCUCAUAUAAGCGGCAUGAGAAUGGAAACUCUGCCCAAAACACUACAAGAUGCCAUCCUAGUUAGCCGGGCAUUAGGCCUCCAAUAUCUUUGGAUAGAUGCUCUAUGCAUCAUUCAAGAUUCCCCUCACGACUGGGCUGAGCAAACAGGCAAGAUGGCAGGAAUAUACCAAGAUGCUCACCUCACUAUCUCCGCUGAUAACGCGGAAGGUAGUGACUCUGGAUUCCUAGCAGAUCGUAACCUGCAAGCCAUCAGGAGUUGUCAUCAUAUGGGUGCUCGAAUAUCAAUCCACCCCGACAUACAACAAGUUUUUGACGUCAUUAAUGUCGGGCCUCUCAGCCAACGUGGUUGGAUCCUGCAAGAACGACUUUUCUCACGUAGAAUAAUUCAUUGGAGCCACCUCGAGGUAGGCUGGGAGUGUAGAGAGAUGCAGUCAACUGAGCGAGAUCCUCAGGGGCAAGUGGAUAUCGAGUGGCUUGGUUCGAAUGCAAGAAAGAUGUUUGCGUCGACGAUACCUCCAAAUUUAAAGCUGGACAAAACAUCUGGUCUAUCUGAGGACUCAAUUCCACCUAAUAGCACCUUUCAAGACAUCAAGAGCGACAUUUAUGACGCCUGGUAUCGUCUCGUUGAAGAAUAUAGUGGUCGACUCCUUACAUAUCCAGACAAGGACAAACUGAUCGCCCUCUCCAGCAUUUCGAAAACCUACCAUAAGAGAUAUAGUCGAAUACUAGGCCCUGAAAUAUCAUACAUAUCUGGUUUGUGGAAGGAUGAUCUUGCCAGGGGACUUUCUUUCAAUUAUGGAACUGGACGCAUGGGGCGUAAACAGCGUGGUCUACCACAAGCUACUGUAUGCAAUCUCGAGGAUCCAUUGACUUGGAAAUAUAUGCCACCAUCUUUUAGCUGGACGAGGGGAGACGGUGCGGUCAACUGGCAGAAUCGGCUAGGAACAGGCUACAACAUUCCUGAAUAUAAUGUUGAAGUCCGCGAUGUAUACAAUAUCACCACUGGAGGAAAUCCUUGGGGUCCAGUUGAGAGUUGCUGGAUCGUACUGAGAGGAGUGGUGUGUUCGAGAGAGUUGAUACGUGCAGUGAGGGAUUACCGUUACCACACUGAUGACGACGUGACAACUUUUGACCGAAUUCAAAGAGAAAGUUACAUAAGGCUGAGCGUUACUUUAAAGCCGGAGGGAACAUAUGAGCAAACGUGGUUGAUGAUCCAUCCAGUUGGUGAAGCGGAUGAAUAUCGCAGGAUUGGGGUCUUUUCCACAUUCGGAGAUUUUUCUAUGAAUCGGACAGAUAAAACUAAUAUCAAGCUCAUAUAAGUGAUGUAAGCGAUUCUGGAUAUGGACAGAAGACCCAGUAGAGGUGGUUGCAGCCAAUUUAUGUUUACUGCGAGAUGUAAGGGAACAGAAGCCAAUAUGAGAUAUCUAAGCCCUGUUUAGUUAACGCGGAGGGUAAAUCAGUCCAUCAAUUAAUU